CGCUGCGCAUUAGGCGGCGCUGGUGAUGCCAGCUGAGCCUCUUCCAUACCCCUGGCGCGAGGCUGAAAAGGAAACUCGAGCACGCGCCGGAGCAAAUCGAAACGCAGCGCAGUUCCGCGAAACAGGGUGCGCACUGGGCAGACGCGGCCCCUGCCGCAUGCUGCGCUGAAGUACAAAGCCAUUCUUGGAAUUAGAUUCCUAGAACUUCCGUCAACCCGCAACACUGAAUUUACAAGAGAGUGGUUUUCUCACCGUCUUUCCUUAGAAUCGAAUAAGAACAGUGUCUGGUGAGCGGAUUACUCCGCUGGACUUCACCCUCUAUUUUUUCGGAGGUUGAAACUGACACGUUUGAGAUUUUAUAGUUAUGACCAAAAUAAAUUAGGAUUAUUUUAAAUUUUGAAAAAAAUCUGAAAAGUCUAUUUAGUUAUUGAGAAAAACUUUUGUUUUUCGGAUUAUUGGCGCCAUGACAACGUCAACUCAGUGACUGUUCCUACAAUAUAUAAUAAUCACUGGCUUUAUUGGAUAAUUGUAUAAGCAUACAUGCCAAAAUGUUUAAACUGGAUUCAUAUUCAUUAUGAUUUAUUGUGUUCAAAGGGCUCUGUUGCGAGGGCCACCUUCAGAUAUGAUUGCCAGGAUGAUGAGCAGCAUGCAGCAGAAUGAUGGUGAGAGAGGAGAUUCGUGUUGUCAGAACCCAACUGCCCCUCUCUGUGACCCUACAGAGGACCUCUGCUGCAUCACCACCACCUUCCAGAACCUACAGAACUCAGGUUGGUACUGGGGGUCCAUUUCAGCCAGAGAGGCUCGAGACGCUCUCCUGAAGGUGUCAGUGGGAACCUUCCUGGUACGCGACAGCAGCCACCCUCUCUACAUGCUGACCCUGUCAGUGAAGACGGUCUGUGGCCCCACCAACGUACGCAUAGAGUACAGUGGGGGUCGCUUCCGGCUGGAUUCCAGCUCCCCAGGCCCCCCUCACUUGCUGUCCUUCCCUGAUGUCUGCAGCCUGGUGCAACACUACGUUGGCUCAGGCCAGACACAACAGGGCAAGAGAGUGGAGUCAGAGGGCCCUUCAAAACCUAAUGCCAAACCCAGCCCUUCCCAGCCCUCAGCGAAGGACAAUGCAGUACUGCUCAAGCUGAUGCGUCCUCUGCCACAGGCCUUCCCCUCUCUCCAGCACCUCACACGCCUCACCAUCAACUGCCAAAUCGACUGCAUUGACCAGCUGCCCCUGCCACGCCCACUGGUGCACUACCUGCAGGACUACCCUUUCCAGGUAUGAGGGUCCUCUGGCAGCCAUCCCUACCCAAAGAAGGG
This is a messenger RNA of Oncorhynchus nerka (sockeye salmon), 1311 nucleotides long. Its product is annotated as cytokine-inducible SH2-containing protein-like. The record is from RefSeq and is a predicted model, not a curated record. Gene Ontology annotation, molecular function: 1-phosphatidylinositol-3-kinase regulator activity. NCBI's taxonomy places the organism in Eukaryota, Metazoa, Chordata, Actinopteri, Salmoniformes, Salmonidae. Gene Ontology annotation, cellular component: phosphatidylinositol 3-kinase complex. The transcript is spliced from 3 exons. Gene Ontology annotation, biological process: intracellular signal transduction; phosphatidylinositol phosphate biosynthetic process. The coding region runs from base 575 to 1276 and encodes 233 amino acids.